CCUCGGAGGGUGUCUUCCUCCGUGAAGUGCCAGCGCGACUUUGCAGGUGCACCGCUUGACAGUCUGGUCCCACAAGAGACUGUUCGGGCGCUGAAUAGCAGUUGAAGCGUCGGACACACACACCAUGUCGAGUGAGUGAGUCGGUUUGGUUUGGGAGCCACCGAGCCGAGAUAAGCUGCCGAGGCUUCAGCUAGCUGUCGCCCAAGACUGACCGCUCGUCUGUUUCAUGAACCCAACAUAUCUUCAAGUCUUCUCUGCUGGCGUCCAGCAAACCUCAAUUCUAGUCAUGUAUCUGGGCACUUCACCUCCAAGUUUCAAGGCCUUUUCGAGUCAGCGGUUACCUCCUGGUCUCAGUAAGUCCUGGACGAAGGGUCAGAGGUGGUCUACCUACCUGCGCUCCUCCCUCUGACCCGUGUGUCCCGCCCCUCCCCCCUCGUGUCCCCCACCCCUCUCUUAUCUGACGGCAUCAAGACCGCUUCCCAAAUCCAGCCUUCACCAUGAUGUGCGAGGUGAUGCCCACCAUCUCCGAGGACGGCCGCGGCGGAGGCCCCGGCUCGUCCUCUCCAGCCGGUCCCGGCACCGGAAUGGGCGGCGGAGUGAUGGGAGGAAUGGGCGGCUACGGAACCCGGGACCCCCGCGCCGGCGGAGGAGGAGUCGCCGGAGAUGAAGGUGGAAGCACGGGAAACCUGGAGUCUUUGAUGGUCAACAUGCUGACGGAGAGGGAGCGCCUGCUAGAGAGUCUGAGGGAGACUCAGGAGAGUCUGGGCACGGCUCACCUCCGCCUCCGGGAGCUGGGCCACGAGAAGGAGUCUCUGCAGAGACAGCUCUCCAUCGCCCUGCCGCAGGAGUUUGCGGUCCUGACCAAGGAGCUCAACCUCUGUCGUGAGCAGCUGCUGGAGCGCGAGGAGGAGAUCGCCGAGCUGAAGGCCGAGCGGAACAACACUCGGCUGCUGCUGGAACAUCUGGAGUGCCUGGUGUCCCGACACGAGCGCAGCCUCAGGAUGACGGUGGUCAAGCGGCAGGCCCAGUCCCCGGCCGGGGUCUCCAGCGAGGUGGAGGUCCUCAAAGCCCUCAAGUCCCUGUUUGAGCACCACAAAGCUCUGGACGAGAAGGUCCGGGAGAGACUGCGGGUGGCGCUGGAGCGGGUGGCGGUUCUGGAGGAAGAGCUGCAGUCCUCCUCUCAGGAGGUUGUGUCCUUGAGGGAUCAGAUCAAAAGGCGGCAGCAGGGACUGGACUCCGGCAAAGAGCGACUCCCAAACGGACCGUCCUCCAUCUUGGACGAUGGCGAAAUCGACCGGCAGAGAGAGGGAGAGAUCGAGCGCCAGCGGUCUGAGCUGGGUCAGCUGAAGGAGAGACUGGCCCUCAUGUGCAGACAGGUCGGAGAGAUCGAGGAACAGCUGACGUCGGCUCGCAGGGAACUGGCCCGUUCAGAGGAGGCCAACCAGAAGCUGCAGAGAGACGUGAAAGAGGCGCUCUGUCAGCGGGAGGACAUGGAGGAGCGGAUCACCACGCUGGAGCGCAGGUACCUGAGCGCCCAGAGGGAGGCGACGUCUCUCCACGACAUCAAGGACAAGCUGGAGAACGAGUUGGCCAGCAAAGACUCACUCUACAGACAGAGCGAGGAGAAGAAUCGGCAGCUGCAGGAGCGUCUGGACGACGCCAAGCAGAAGCUGCAGCAGACUCUGCAGCGAGCGGAGACGCUGCCGGAGAUCGAAGCUCAGCUCGCACAGAGAGUGGCGGCGCUCAACAAGGCUGAGGAGCGUCACGGGAACUUCGAGGAGCGACUGCGCCAGAUGGAGGCGCAGCUGGAGGAGAAGAACCAAGAGCUGCAGAGGGCGAGGCAGAGGGAGAGGAUGAACGAUGAGCACAACAAGCGUCUCUCUGACACGGUGGACAAACUGCUGUCCGAGUCCAACGAACGGCUGCAGCUCCACCUAAAGGAGAGGAUGGCUGCGCUGGAGGAGAAGAACGCUCUCUCAGAAGAGCUGUCCAACAUGAAGAAGCUGCAGGACGACCUACUGACCAACAAGGACCAGCUGAUCGCGGAGCUUGAGCGGCUUCAGCUGGAACUGGACCAGCUCCGAGCCAGGCCCGGCAGAUCCUACUCCAGCCGCUCGCUGCCGGGAAGCGCUCUGGAGUUGAGAUAUUCCCACGGAGGCGGGUCCCUCCCAACGGGCUCCACCACUCACCUGGACCCCUUUGGUACCGGCUCCUCCGGGGGCGUGGUGAGGCGGAGUCACCGAGCUCGCUGGAGCUCGGCCCGCGAGGAUUCCAGCAAGUAUCCAGACUGGGAAAGCGGGGCUCUGUUAGGGACCGGGUUCGAGCCUAGCAUGGACGUGGGUUGCUCUGACGACGAGGACGAUGGUGACCACCGCUUCGGCUCGGAGCUGCUCUCGCCAAGCGGACAGACAGACGUACAGACCCUGGCCAUUAUGCUGCAGGAACAGCUUGAGGCCAUCAACAAGGAGAUCAAGCUGAUCCAGGAGGAGAAGGAGAACACGGAGCUGCGGGCGGAGGAGAUCGAGAGUCGGGUCAGUAGCAUCGCCUUGGACAGUCCGCCCAUCCCACCGUCCUCAUUAGGGAGGGACAAUACCGGACGGAGCUACAUGACCUCUUCCAUCACCUCCUCCACCCUGGCCUCCCCGUCACCCCCGAGCUCUGGACACUCCACGCCACGCCUGCCUCAUUCUCCUGCCCGGGAGAACGACCGACAGAACCAAGGUGACGAGCGCUCCCUAGCUCUCUUGGACGCCACGCCUCCCCCGACGCCACGAGCUCUGCGACUGGACCGAAUGGCCCUGACUCACCCCGGGGCAAUGCUGGACGACCCCCGGGAGUUCCGCAGUCUCUCUGCAGACGGUAGCAGCACCAACAGCAGCCAGGACUCUCUCCACAAGUCCAGCAAGAAGAAAAGCAUCAAGUCUUCCAUCGGACGGCUGUUUGGGAAGAAAGAGAAGGGCCGCAUGGGGCAGCCCGGACGCGACGGGUCUACCUCGCUCGCGUCCACGCCCUCUGAAGACCUGGCCUCGGGUGACUCCAUGGGAAUAAACAAGACAGGAACUUUAGGUCCGGCAGACAAAGACCGCCGCAGCAAGAAGAAACACGAACUCCUGGAAGAAGCCUGUCGCCAAGGUCUCCCCUUCGCCUCCUGGGACGGACCCACUGUGGUCUCCUGGCUGGAGCUGUGGGUGGGGAUGCCGGCCUGGUACGUCGCUGCCUGUCGUGCCAAUGUGAAGAGCGGCGCCAUCAUGGCCAACCUGUCCGACACCGAGAUCCAGAGGGAGAUCGGCAUCAGCAAUCCGCUGCACCGCCUGAAGCUACGGCUGGCCAUCCAGGAGAUGGUGUCCCUCACCAGCCCGUCAGCCCCGGCCAGCACCCGCUCCUCCACCAGUAAUGUGUGGAUGACCCACGCUGAGAUGGAGUCCUUAAACGCCGCCAACAAACCUCCGGAGCUGAAGGAGUUCAGCUGGGAUCAGAUUCUGGCCUACGGUGACAUGAAUCACGAGUGGGUGGGCAACGACUGGCUGCCCAGUCUCGGUCUGCCGCAGUACCGCAGCUACUUCAUGGAGUCGCUGGUGGAUGCUCGCAUGCUGGACCACCUGACCAAGAAGGAGUUGCGAGGACAGCUUAAAAUGGUUGACAGCUUCCACAGGGUCAGCAUGCAUUACGGCAUCAUGUGCCUGAAGCGCCUGAAUUAUGACCGCAAGGAGCUGGAGCGCAGGAGGGAGGAGAGCGUGCACCAGAACAAAGCAGAUGUGAUGGUGUGGUCGAACGAGCGCGUCAUGUGUUGGGUCCAGUCCAUCGGGCUGAAGGAGUACGCCGACAACCUCCGAGAGAGCGGCGUCCACGGAGCUCUGCUGGCACUGGAUGACACGUUCGACUACACUGACCUGGCGCUCCUGCUGCAGGUCCCCAACCAGAACACGCAGGCUCGGCAGCAGCUGGAGCAAGAGUACAACUCCCUCAUCUCCAUGGGAACCGAACGACGACCAGACGAGGAUGGAACCAAGACCUUCACCCGCUCACCUUCCUGGAGGAAGAUGUUUCGGGAGAAAGACCUCCGGGGCGUGACCUCCGACUCUGCCGAGACCCUGCCUGCUAACUUCCGUGCCUCAGCCAUCUCCACUCCCUCCGUUACCCUGAGAAAAGUUCAGAGCGAAGCCACCUCUGGAGCCCGCGGUGAAUCUGCCUCCGUGAGGACGUACUCCUGUUGAGGAGCGGCGCUGACGGACCGGAGCGGGACCACAACUCUCAGCCACAGAGGAAAACAGACUCACACCCACAAUUGAAUCCAACCGGUCUGCAAUAACCAGAAGACUGAAGAAUGUAGGAAAGAGGUUGAGGUCAGCCGUUUUCUCGCUCUGUCUCUCUGAGGUGAGGUUACUCCAGGUCAACGUCCCCGGCACGGGAUCGCCACGUCGACAGCAAUACUCCCAACGCUGACUCUGACUAGGCAAUAUUCCGGUCACUCACCUGUGCGCGUUAGCAAUAAUCCUCGUGAAAACACAAACUUGUGUGAAGCUUCGACUGUUCCGCGUCACGUGAUGCACAGAUGGACCGAGGAUUGACCCCUGAGGAGCACCACAGGGACAGUUGGUAGAGAGAUGGCAAUUACAGGAAACAAACUGGUAAAUAUUUAUGUAUUUCUGUUCAUAAUAUUCUUCAUUUUAAUCUCAACAUCAGAAUACUUAUUUUAAAUUUUUGCAAAAACAGAUAUUUAUUGAUUUAUAUCUUAUUUAUCCUGAAGAAUUUUGCUUUAAUAACGCUGGUAAUAAGUUCAGGACUAAAUGAACUGAGCUGUAUAUGGGUCAACGUUCAGAAAAUGGCGUCUUGCUCGAUGUUUUCUCUUAAGACGACUCAUUUUCCUCGUCUUUCACGUUCCAGCGCCUGAAAGCUGAUGACACAGAAGUCACAGUUGUAGAGAUGAAAGUCGUGGUGCCACUUCACGACGAAAGAUGCCGUUCACAGAAGGUCAGGAAUGACUAUUCUUCAAGCACAUUAGUCAAGAUGAGCUCUUCUUCUGAAACUGUAAAAACGGUAUUUCCAUCACUGAUCUCAAAUAACAAUAUAAACAAUUGGGGUCCAUGGGAUUAGAUUUACUCGAGCAUCUGUGUGUCCACGCUAUUUCAAAGGACCCUCCAUGCAAAGUCUGUCGGUCGCAUGUCCUCGCCCUCAGGCUCGUGUCAGGUAGCCAAAGUAGUGACUUGGUUGUCGUGCGAGCUCGGCAGGGCUUUUCUGAGUGAGAGUCCUCAGCGCUUGACGCGGCGCUGCCUCGCUCUGCACUCUACCUCCAGCACCGUCCAUAUGAGACCCCUGCAACGACACAUGACAGGUGCCCGUACUUGGAUUCCAACCCACAACAAUGCAUGAGAUGAAAAAGGCGGUGCCCUCCAGCUCAUAAAAAAAGAGCAAAUCCAAACUGAACUGAGCUCAAGCUUUGGCGCGAUCCGCGAAACCAGUGGCCAAUUCCGUGCCUACGGUGGCCGGAAGGUCCAAACACAUGAAAGAGUCCGAGUGAAGAACUGUUGCUGCUGAAGACCUGUAAUCAUCAUCGAGGAGAGACAGAGAGACAGAACCAGAACCUGGACAUUUCACUGCUCACACAAGCCAUACCUGAACCCGGAGCUCUGUGGGGGGGGUGCGAGACCCGCUGGGACGUCCAGGAAACAAAACCUUUAGUGUUUACGAUGCAUGUCCAACAAACGACCUAAUCUCCUUUGGUGGUGAAGCUAUGAGGUGUCGUUUGAAAAUAUCUAUCUGUAUGAUAAACGAGGACGGGGCGGGAGGGGUGGGGACAGCCUGGGGGAUCAAUUUGUAUAACGUGUGUAUUUUUUUCAGUUUUUUAUUUUCUACGAUGAAUAUUUUCUUUAGGUCUGUAUUGGAUAAUCGUACGUACACGUCCUGGUCCUUCUUGAUUCGUUCGACAAGUGCGACUUCUGUGUGUGAACAUUCGAAAAACCUCUCGACAGAUUUCCAUCUUUAAAGUGAAAAUAUCAUACAGAGAUUAACAAUAACAAUUAUUGACAAUGGUGAUGUAAACGGAAAAAAGAAAUAAAGCGGUCCAGCUGCUGACUGUCGCACUCCUUCGGCCUCUUCUGUCGGCCGAUGCUCGAUCGCUGCUCGUCGCUGUUUCUGUAAAUGAUUUUGCUCGUUUUGAGUUGAGAAGUGAACGCAACAACAUAGCAACUAGCACCUUGGUGAAUGGACAACUACAACCUACUUGUAGUGUUCAGGGGAAAAUCACUGGACACAACAAAUCGGAAGACAACACAUUGCACACGAGUAGGGCUGCAACCACUGGUCAACAGAGUCGACUGUAAACAGCCAUUACUAGUCAUGAUGCCAUCAUUCUCUUCCACCGUAAGAAGAGAAAAGCCUGAGGCUCUGGGACCACUGUGAUCCAAAACAAUGUUAACAAAGGACACGUCAAAGGACUCAUGCCUUUCAUGACACAUUGGAGCAAUUCAAAUUCAACUAUGAAGUUCCAAAAAAGAUUUAACACUACACAGGUCAACACAACAUUUUACAUACAUUUUUUUAUUAGAUCAUAUGAGAUUUGUCCCACAGUGCAGUACUUCAUUUAUAUUUCACUGUAUUUGCAACACUGCGACCAGCCACGUGGGCGUGUUCGUCCACCCGUGCACUUCGUACAGCAACUCGUCGACUAACUGUCAUCACCGGCGGUGACUAGUCGACGACCAAAAUAAUCGCUAGCUGCAGCCGUACUCAGUAAACACAACAACAGGUCAGUUAACACAAGAGCAACGCAGCGAUCAGAAACGGCAAUCACUUAACACAAAAGAAAACCACUCAGUAGUAAUGGACGCACACAAAGUCUGUGCAGGAUAAACUACUAAACAGUGACUCGAAAACAAAGCAAGAAAACUGAAGGGUGAACUGAAACCAGUGAGCGCAACAGCAAGUUUGUAAAAGCCAAAAUGCUCGACAAUAUGAACCAAUAUGCCACAAUAGAACAAGCUCAACCUCCUCAAACAACAAAUAGCCCACCGCACAACACACAAACAGACAGAUACACAAGCUGUUCCUGUAUAACUGCACAAUAAAAAACUAUGAGGUAGCAUCACACCAAGACUGCAGUUUGGUGUUCAGUGUUGUGUAGGCGUCACAAAUCACCAGCUGAAAAAGUGCCGAGUACAAAGACGUUUAUUACCGGUUUGGCGUUUACAGACCUCAUGCUUUCAUGAACAGUAACGACAUCAUCAUCGUCAUCAUCAGCUGCUGCUGCUGCGUUUGUGAGGGAACAGUGUGCAGCAUUAACGAGGAGCCUCAGCUGGGGGCGCCGCGUCCUCUCAGACCUGCGGCAGGCUGGAAUUAUCAUCAGACACUGGAGACAGCUUCCAGCCACGUGUCUAUAAAUACACACAGAUAUACAUAGCUGCAUACAUGAACGUAUACUGGUGUCACAUUUAUAUCACAGAAUAUAUUAAUAUCAUACAUGCUUACGUACUAGUCAAAUAACUUAUGAGUAGAAAACCUUUGAAAAAUCUAGAUAUGAAAUCGUCCCUAAGAUCUGGAGUUGAGGUCUUGGUGUUUUAUUAAGAGAAAUAGCAUUGCUUAGCCCCUCCCCCUCCUGGUCAAGACCUCCCUCGCCGGCGUGCGAUUGGCUCUGGACAGCAGCACGCAAACACAGGACGAGUCGAUGCGGAUCCACCGCCAGCCGACCCGGUUGUUGGCGUCUUUGGUCAGCGCUCUGACAAACGAGUGCUU
Synchiropus splendidus (mandarinfish) is the source of this 7728-nucleotide messenger RNA. It is a transcript of the gene ppfia3, whose product is annotated as PTPRF interacting protein alpha 3. Gene Ontology annotation, biological process: synapse organization. Gene Ontology annotation, cellular component: presynaptic active zone. Bases 498 to 4214 code for a protein of 1238 amino acids. Lineage: Eukaryota; Metazoa; Chordata; Actinopteri; Syngnathiformes; Callionymidae. Gene Ontology annotation, molecular function: protein binding. The transcript is spliced from 31 exons. The record is from RefSeq and is a predicted model, not a curated record.